This is a messenger RNA of Syzygium oleosum, 876 nucleotides long. RefSeq names its product vacuolar iron transporter homolog 4-like. Gene Ontology annotation, cellular component: membrane. Gene Ontology annotation, biological process: intracellular manganese ion homeostasis. NCBI's taxonomy places the organism in Eukaryota, Viridiplantae, Streptophyta, Magnoliopsida, Myrtales, Myrtaceae. The transcript has a single exon. Gene Ontology annotation, molecular function: manganese ion transmembrane transporter activity; iron ion transmembrane transporter activity. The record is from RefSeq and is a predicted model, not a curated record. The coding region runs from base 1 to 876 and encodes 291 amino acids.
AUGGACUCGUCGCAGACUCCUGGGGGGCGGGGCGAGCUUCCGUCGUUGACGGUGGGGGAGAAGGCCGAGACCGACUUUCGGAGUACUGAGCUGUUGCAGCGGGCUCAGUGGCUCCGAGCCGCCAUUCUUGGGGCUAAUGACGGGCUGCUGUCGACGACUUCGUUGAUGCUCGGCGUCGGUGCCGCGAAGGAUGAUCGUCGGUCCAUGGUUCUCUCGGGCAUCGCGGGGGCUCUCGCGGGCUCUUUGAGCAUGGCGGUCGGCGAGUUCGUCUCGGUCUCGACCCAGAGAGAGAUCGAGCGGGCGAACCUUGAGAAGCGCGCCUCUGUGACCAAGAUGGAAAAGCCAGAAGAGAUUAUGAUCACCGUCGCUGCUACUAAGCACGACGGGACCGACUCAGCCGAGCCGACUCAGCGGACCCCUUCCAGAAACACUCCGUGCAGGAUGCUGAUAUGCAAAAUAUCGGAAAAGAGUUCGCCGGCAACAACAGGGGAGCCUCAGUUGAUCCCGCUAUUCUCGCCGAGAUCGCCUGCACUCAAGGUGCUUGCCGAAAACUCUGCGAAAGCAAAGCAGGAAAGAAUCGACGGAGAAGAAGCUUUACCCAACCCUUACAAAGCUGCGGCAGCGUCUGCUUUGGCUUUCCUUUGCGGGUCGUUGUUUCCUCUGCUGCCGGCCAUCUUUGUUGCUCAAAACACCCUCAGAAUUGUGAUUGUUGCGGUGGUUGCGUCCAUAGCUCUUGCUCUGUUCGGAGGCAUCGGAGCUCAUCUCGGCGGUUCGCCGGUGAAAGUCUCGGCUGUGAGGGUUUUAGUUGGUGGGUGGAUUGCCAUGGGAAUUACUUACGGGUUGCUCAAGCCUUUCGACAAAGAUGAUGUUGAGUAG